Solanum stenotomum is the source of this 2571-nucleotide messenger RNA. RefSeq lists its product as uncharacterized. Lineage: Eukaryota; Viridiplantae; Streptophyta; Magnoliopsida; Solanales; Solanaceae. Bases 1 to 2571 code for a protein of 856 amino acids. The transcript is spliced from 8 exons. The record is from RefSeq and is a predicted model, not a curated record. Gene Ontology annotation, molecular function: zinc ion binding.
AUGAUGUUUGUCCUUGGUACCCUGCAAAGCCAAACAUGGAUGCUUUUGUUUGAUCCUGUUGAUGAAUUUGUGGGUAUAAAUACUGAGGGAAUUGUGGAGAAUGAUUCAGAUUUGAAUGGAGUUGAUACAGAACUGCUUGGAGAUUUAGAUGCUAUUCCAGAUGAAGAUGAUUCAGAUGUUGAUGAAGAAUUAUUGGGCGGAGAUGAGAAGUGUAUUGAUAGCUCAGAAUGUGAUUGUGAUGAUAACAAUGAUAUGCUAGAUGCAAAAGCUGUUGGAGGUGUUGAUCUACCCGACAGAAGAAAGAGAAAAAAGGUUAGGUAUGAUGAUGAAUGUACUGUUGCUAUUUUUGAACUUGGAAUGAUUUUUGAGAAUGCUAAGGAAUUUAGAAAGGCUUUGGCAAAAUAUGCUGUUGAAAAAAAUUAUCAGAUUAAGUUAAGGCCUAAUGAAGCUCAUAGAGUGAGAACUAAAUGUAAAUUCAAAGAAAAAUGCAAAUGGUUGUGCUAUGGUGCUAUUGAUAGGGAUUCUGGUAACUUUAUGAUUAAGAAUUACUAUCCUAUACACAAAUGUUUACCAUCAAAUAAGAACAAAAUGUGUACAACUAAGUUCCUAGUAAGUAGAUUCAAGGAUGAAAUAACUAAACAACCAUCUUUGAGGAUUUGGGAAAUACAAGAAUUGUGUAGGGAGGAGUUAGGACUACAAGUGGGUAGAACAAUUUGUUACAAAGCAAAUAUGAUGAUUCUUAGAGAAAACAUGAGUGACUGGAAUAUGGAAUUUGCAAGGUUAUGUGAUUAUGCUGAAGUCAUAAAACAAACCGAUCCUGGUAGUUCUGUUUGGGAAAGGAUGGAUAGAGAAACUGUACCAGGAAAGAAUUUGUUUGUGUACUUCUAUGUAUGCUUGGAUGCAUUGAAGAAAGGGUGGAAGGAAGGAUGUAGAAGAAUAAUAGGAUUUGAUGGAUGUUUGUUAAAGGAUGCUUGUAAGGGUGAACUUCUUGUAGCAGUUGGAAGAAAUGGAAACAAUCAGAUGUUUCCUAUAGCCUGGGCAGUUAUGGACAAGGAGACUAAACAUAACUCGAGUUUCUUUAUCAACUACUUGAAAGAGGACCUGCAGUUGGGUACUAGACAUGGUCUUUCUGUAAUGUCAGAUAUGCAGAAGGGUCUUCAAGCAGCUGUUGGUGAACUGCUACCAAAUGCUGAAGUUAGAAUGUGUGCUAGACAUAUUUGGUCUAAUUGGAGUAAAAGAUGGAAGGGAGAGGAAAGGAGAAAACAAUUCUGGAGAUGCUCCAAGGCAACUUUUGAAGUGAAGUACAAUGAGGAGCUUUACAAAAUGAGCAGACUUGGUAAUGAAAUUAAUGAUGAUUUAUUGCAUUAUCCACAAGUGUCAUGGGUUAGAGCAUUCUUUCAAGAGCAUUCCAAAUAUGAUGCAGUUGAAAAUAACAUGUGUGAAACCUUUAACUCAUGGAUCUUAUCAUGUAGACACAAAUCUAUAAUAACCAUGUUGGAGGAAAUUAGGAGAAAACUAAUGACUAGAACUGUGGAUAUGGUUAAGUUUGCUGACAUAUGGAUAUGUGAUAUUGCACCUAUGACUAGACUUAUGUUAGAGGAGAAUAAGGAAAAGUCUAGGGCAUGCAAGGUGCUUUGGAAUGCUGAUGUUGGGUUUGAGAUUGGAGAAGGCCAGUAUAGGCAUACAGUCAACUUGACUAAUAGAGUUUGUAGCUGUAGAACUUGGCAAUUGAGAGGCAUUCCAUGCCAACAUACUAUUUCUGCUUUGUACCACAUAGAACAGGAACCUGAAUCACUUGUGGAGCAUUGGUAUAGGAAGGAUACCUUCUUAAAGGCUUAUAGUCAUUUCAUUCAACCAAUUCCAAAUAUGAAGAUGUGGCCUGAAACUAACAAUCCAAGGAUUGAGCCUCUUGAACCUAAGCAAAUGCCUGGUAGACCUCCAAGAAAUAGAAGAAAGAGUAAAGAUGAGCAAAGAAAGAAGUAUGGAAAGAUGUCCAAACAAGGGGUGAAAAUUACUUGUUCCAAGUGUAAACAACAAGGCCACAACAAGGAAUAUUGCAAGGUUGGUGUCCAUACUUCACAGCCAGCUAGCCACAAUUCACAAUUUACUGCUGGUCAAAGUUCACAAGGAAGUUGCCAUCCUGAACCAACAAGCUCCUUCCAACCUGGACCAACAAGAUUCAACCAACCUGCUUCAACAACAUCAAACAAGCAUGCUUCUUCAACAACAGUUUGUGGUGAUACCAGUAGAGUUAAGAGGGCAAGGGAAACUGCAAAAACAAGCCAACCACCACCAUUUGUGGAUACAAAUUCUACAAGAUGGGGACCAAAGAGGCCAACUAAUGGUGGAUCAAGUAAUGUUGGAUUUGGCAUCUACACAAGUGCGAGUGGAACCCAAAUACUAAACCCUGGGACUUCAAGUCAAAGGAUUCUACCAACAGGUUCAAGUUAUAAGGAUGCAAGUUUAACGGGUAUAGAGCUUGGCUUUAAGCCUAGAGGCUUGAGAUGGAAAAACAAGGAUGCUGUCACCACUUCCCAAUUGCAGCAAAUGGCAAACAAAAAGAAGAAGUAA